Venustampulla echinocandica is the source of this 321-nucleotide messenger RNA. RefSeq lists its product as uncharacterized. The record is from RefSeq and is a predicted model, not a curated record. The transcript has 4 exons. Gene Ontology annotation, cellular component: mitochondrial intermembrane space. Gene Ontology annotation, biological process: mitochondrial respiratory chain complex IV assembly. Lineage: Eukaryota; Fungi; Ascomycota; Leotiomycetes; Helotiales; Pleuroascaceae. The coding region runs from base 1 to 321 and encodes 106 amino acids.
AUGAGCACAUUUGGCAGUCCUGGAGGACGACAGAUUCAGUCAAAGCCCACGCCACCAGAGCGCGGCAGCUUUCCCCUCGAUCAUGAUGGGGAGUGCAAAGAUGUUAUGAUGAAUUACCUGUCUUGCAUAAAGAAGGUCAAGGGAACCAACGAAGCGGAAUGUAGGAAUCUGGCGAAAUCGUAUUUAUCAUGUCGCAUGGAUAGGAAUCUGAUGGCGAAGGAUGAGUUCAAGAAUUUGGGGUUCGGUGAGGAUAAGCCUGGUACUCCCGAGGGAACAAAGGUUGGGGCGGACGAAGGGAAGAAGAAUGAGUUGAGAUGGUAG